Homarus americanus (American lobster) is the source of this 7894-nucleotide messenger RNA. RefSeq lists its product as uncharacterized. The record is from RefSeq and is a predicted model, not a curated record. Bases 180 to 3641 code for a protein of 1153 amino acids. NCBI's taxonomy places the organism in Eukaryota, Metazoa, Arthropoda, Malacostraca, Decapoda, Nephropidae. The transcript has 21 exons.
GUGGACUCGACCUCAGUUGGGCUCUAGACAGUGACGGGUGAGGGUGUGACGUCUUCUGUCCUCUAGAAACUCUCUCGCUCUCUCUAAAAAGAAAUAAGUGGAUUUUAAAACCUCUUAAAGUGUGUGUGUGUGUUCCUCAUCACUUCUUAACGACACUUAACACCGUGUGAUGCAGUAAGAUGAAGACGUUGGUGUCUUUGCUGUUGGUGGGCGUGGUGUUGGUGGGCGUGACAGAGGCUCAUGUGGCUCUCACCUUCCCCCCCGCCCGCAAAUAUGACCUGGACUUCCUGGACAGCGUCAGGACACAGGGGCCUUGUGGCAUGCCUAAAGGUGACAUCAGGACAACCCUACUGAAGGGGUCAUCAUUUAACGUCAGCUGGCACUUGGCUUAUCCUCACCGUGGAGGUUUCCGUGUGGAGCUGUUAGAUGCCCAGGAACGACCCCUCACUGACCUCACCCCUGUCACUGCCUCAUCCAAGUUCCUCGCUGAUGAUGCAACAGCGCAGACGUUCAGGAUCACUCUACCAUCUGAUAUAGAGUGUGAAGGCUGCACCAUUAGGCUCCUCCGUCAGGCGUCAGAGUGGGGCAGCAAAUAUCAGUUCUGGUCCUGUGCUGAUGUUGAUAUUCUCAAGAGAAACAGCUAUCGAGAAACUUGUAGUGGUAACGGCCGGUACAUGGUGUCCAGGUGUCGUUGUAACAAACGCUUCUAUGGUCCCCGGUGCCAGUUUGAGAAUGAGUGCGAGAAUAAUGACCACUGUGGACUGUUUGGUCGGUGUGUUGACGAGGCGGCCACCACAUACCCGAAGAAGAAGUGUUACUGCCGACAAGGCCGGUUCGGUCGUAAAUGUUCCCAAUCGUCGUUGGUGACAAACCGCGAAAUCGUUAACUUUGAUGCGUACUCCAAGAAAGAGCUGAGUGAUAAGAUGACCAUGUACUGGAGGAUCCUGGGGCUUGAGGGGGAGAUAGAGGUGGUGCUGGUCAACAACGGGUCCUCGUACGCUGCUGUGGGGUGGAGGCCUCAGGGACUGACCAAGAAGUGUAAGGAGUUCCCAUAUAUCCCAGGUACAGUGAGUCCCGGUGCUGCAGGUAUUCAAGCUGAACCCAAACCCGAGGGUGAGCCCGAACCCGAGGGUGAGCCCGAACCUCAGGGUGAGCCAGAACCUAAAGGUGAACCCGAACCCGAGGGUGAACCUGAACCUGAGAGCGAAGCUGAACCUGAGAGCGAACCGGAAGCUGAAGCUGAACCAAAUGCUGAAGCAGAGGCUGAACCUGAACCAGAGGGCAGCCACGGAGGAGCACCAACUCUCACAGGUGAUGUUAUCUCAGAUAAUGUCAAUGGACUGUUGCAACCCAGAGGGAAGCGGGACACACACUCGAGGCCUGCUCGGUUUGCUGUCCCGGUCUUGAAACCAGCGAAGUUAACGGGAGGGACGGAGAGUGUGAUCAAAGAGAGUGCUUAUGCUGAACCCGAAUCUGAAGCUGAGUCUGAACCCGAAUCUGAGGCAGAGUCUGAACCCGAAUCUGAAGCUGAGUCUGAACCUGAACCUUUGAGUGGCGCUUCACCUUUUGUGCCCAAGGCUGAUUUUCAUGCCAUGGACUGUACGGAUAUCGUGAUUGGGGUAGCAAACGGACACCACUACCGCAUUGACGAUUAUUACACCCGUGAUCGAUCCACCCCGAGGUUGGAUACAUUCUGGGGAGGUGACAGUUCCCUCACCGCUGCCCUGGGUUGGGAGACCGAUGGUGUGACAACUAUUCUCUUCAGGAAAAAACUUGAAGCCACCCAUCCAACUGACCACUCCAUUUCCGACUCCCUGAUGCACGUCAUCUGGGCUCGGGGUCAAGAGGCGGGCAUGUACGUCCACUCCCCCACCUCAGGCCUCGAAACGGGCUCUGCCAGUGUACCCGACUUUUACCGCCCCGAUGAAAUCAAAUACCACGGCAAGCAAGGCCAAAGAGGCGUUGUCACGAUGAACUUAAUGGAGGAAACCUUAGCCAAGACAAAACCAAGUACUGACGACGUCACCUGGUGUGGUGAUCACCGCAAGAUCCCCGGAGACUGUACACCCGGGGUAGACUGUGACUACUACGCCAAGUGGGAGUACUUUGAGAAUACCGAUGAUAUCAAGUUUACAAUCCAGACCAAACACACCAACCGCUGGAUGGGUAUUGGCUUCUCCGACAACACCAGGAUGGCCCUGACUGAUGCGGUGAUUGGAUGGGUCGAGCGAUCGGGUCGAUUCUUCAUGUAUGACGCCUGGUCCCGCUCCUAUUCUUCCCCUAUUGUGGAUCCAAAACAGGGCAUCAGGAAUGAGAGUGGCUCUAAUGAAGAUGGCAUCUCCACCAUCAGCUUUACGAGGAAGAGGGUGUCCGGGGAUAAAGAAUAUGACCUGAGCUUCACCGACGACCAGUGCCUCUACAUGAUUUUCCCCGUGAAGGGCGGCAUCGUCAACUAUGUGAACAAGAAGAUCCGCAAGCACGAAGCCACACCCAUAAUAUCCUCUGAACGCAUCUGUAUCCGUUCCUGCCUCAAGUAUGGUACGGCUGGUGGGCGGCCGUUUGUGUACACCACCACACCGCGUCCAUCCCUGCUGAAGUACGAAGUUCAACUCUUACUGACGAACAUUGGUGAUAAUUACAAAAUUCCGGAGCAGGGCUCAACAGCGUGGCGGCUGCUAAACGAAAGAGUGCAAGACUCUCUGGGAGGUGCACUUGACAAAGUUCCUGGAUACCAAGCGACUGAAAUUAGCAGCUUGAAAUCUGAUGGUAAAGGGAACUUGGUGACCACGUUGCAAGUUAUACUGGACAAGGACAUUCAUGAGGCUGAAGUUGGUGAAGUUCCUCCUCCUAAAGGUGAUACUAAUGAAGUAGGAAAUGAGUCGAUGGUGAAGAAGGUGCUGCAGGAGUCUGUCCAACAUGGGACUGUUGGUUCCCUGCAUGUUGAUUCUCAGUUCCUUCGAGUCAGUCAUCUACGAGCUUCAGAGUCGUUAGGGGAGAAUUCUGUAACACACCUCGGGGAGGAGAUUGACGACGGCACGAAUCCAACUAUCAGGUUCCUGAAGGUCAACAAGGUGUGGAUCAUUGUGGCCGUCGUAGGGGCGUUGCUGCUGAUCGCGCUUAUGCAGGCCACCAUCAUGAUUUUCAGGUCUAAGAAGAAUAAAAGUCCACCUGUAAGCACCAAGGAGCGUUUAAUCACCAACUCAGGCUGGAAGGACUAUAGCCAAGGCAACAUGAAUUAUGCCUAUGAGAGUUUUGAGACCGAGGAGAAUGGAGUGAACUCACGUCGCCAGGGGAGCAGCGGCUCCUCACGUCCUAGUGUUCCUCGUGGCUCAUACGGUAAAUCUAAUGGCCAGAGUAAUGGAUAUAAUGGAGGGCCCAAUGGCCAGCCAGCACACCCUGGACAGCAUCCAGGAGGCUACGGCGGAGACACGCGGUCUCUUCAACGUCCACGCAAUGCUCCUCAGACGCGCCUCGACCCACGCGGAACUUAUUCGCUCCCGAGGGGCUCUACGACUUCUUCUCUGCCCUCGUACAAUACUGCCAUGCAGGACAUGACUCCAGACUUCUACUACCUUCCAUCUCAACGCAAAUAUUCAGGUGAAGUUGUGCGUGUAUAUGUUGAUUAUAACCAGUCUAAGUAAGUGGGAGGUAACAUGUAGACAUUUAAAAGUAUUGACUGAUAUUAAAGAGAUGAACUUUUAGAGCACAUAAAUACUGGAAAAUGUUGUUUGAACUAUUAUAAAUUUGAUUGUAAAGAUGUAUUAUAAGAUAAUUGCUGUUGAAGAUGGACACCUUGGUGGUGAUGUGGGAGACAUUAAGUUUAGCAGCAGGUGCUGGGCAGUUUGUUGUGGUAGUAUCAUGACAUAGACCACAGCUGUCCAGGAGUGUCACCCCAGUAGGUUCAUCACUGUGAUAAUAGCUACUGUUAUUUGACAGAAUCUAAAGACACUGUUAACAGGUAGAUUAGCAUCUGAUUUUUAUGAUGGCAUCAGAUGUGUGUUUCCACGCUUUAAGUUGUGGAUAAAUGCUCUAAAGGAUACUGUGUUUUGUUAUGAAUUUUUAGUAUUUUUUUAGAAUUGUUAAAGCUGAAAAUUUUUGACAGAACCAUCACACUAUGUAAAUGUUUCUUGUUCUGGAAGUGUACAGUACAGUACAGUUCUUUAUUUUAUAAAUUCUCAAGACUUUUAGAAAAAAUGAUGUACAGUACUGUAUAUUCUGUUGUGGCUCCUCUCCAUAGUAUCACUUGUAGGUAAUGAAGGUCACAUCACUGGGCAUACAAUACAGUACUACAGUAUAUGCUGGUGCCAGAUAUUGUGCUGUUGAGAGUUUGGCUUAAAUAAUGAAACUGUUCACUGGAGUUUCUUUGCCUAGCCAUCAACGCUACCAUUCAGAAAUCUGGCUUAGUAAAUACUUUUACUUAAAUACAUAUUCGAAAUUAUGUUAAUUUUAGUAAAAGUUUAUGUAAUUAGUCAUUAUAUUGCAGAUGCACGUAUAUAAGUGAAAGUUGACUCACCUUCAAGAAAUUGGAGUGAAUUUUGCUCAGACAUCAAGUGUGUUUGUCUAGGAAUAAUAAAAGCUUGGAGCCAGCCUCUGUCCUCACUUCCCACCAGCACUAUGGUCUGUUCCUCGUCAACACUACGGGUCUUCUGGGUGGAAACGGCCCCACGAGCCUUCAUCAUCACUGUUUUUGCUCUACUUUAUCUUGUAUAUAACUGUAUCUCUUUUUCUAAUUUUAUUCUGCCUUUCCUUUGUUACUUUCUUCAUAUCAUAAUUUUUUACUUAUUCUCCUUAAAAAUUUAUUUUACUAUUUGAAUAUGCCUUAUCAUUUAAUGGACAUUACCUUGCCAAGAUCAUGAACGUCACAGCACUUGUUGGUGUGUAAGUCAUGUUCCUCUAACACUGUCUUGAGGUUUUUUGUUUAUAUACGUUUUCCUGAGUUAUAUGGAUCAAUAACCACCUCAUCUAUUCACUACUGUACAUACACAACUAUUUGAAAUUAUCUCUACCUAAAAGAAUAUAAAUUUGAAAAUACUGUUUCAAGAGCUUUUAGGCUGCUUGAUCCUCCCAGAACAAACACAGUGAUAUCAGUAAGGCAUUUGGCAGAGUUUAAAGAGACAUCAUUGGGCACGGAGAGGAGUUACUUCGGUCAUAAUAUAUACUGUAUAAACACAUAGCAUAGCCCAUAUUUUUUACUUUAAAUGGCUCAUAUUUAUUAUUUUUAUCGUGUAACAUAAGUGGCCUUUACUGGUAUAGUCAGUGUGCCAUUCUUCUUUUUUCAGAGACAGAGUUGCAAAUGUCUGUUUUAUUAAUAUACAGGGUGUCCAUAAAUGAUUACCCUGAUUAAAGCAUGAGAGCAUAAUGUUUUAGGGUAAUCAUUUAUGGACGCCCUGUAUUUUAGAAACUCGUUGUAUACUGUAUAUAGACUCAUAGUUGCAGAGUAGUGUAAAGAAACACAUUAACUGUACAUAGUUUGUGACUUGAUUAUGACCCUCAUAUUGUUGUAUAGACCCUGUGUGUGUACAGUACAGUGUAUAUAUACAAUUUAUGGUCAUUGUCAUUCUAACUGCAUAAGUCAUUUCUUUUUAAAUGUGUAGAAGAAUGUAAUUAUCAUUAUAUUUAUUCCAUUCUAUGGGAUACAUUUGUGUUUUUUAAAACUUGUACAAGAUACUGCAUGUUGAGCCUUGUGUCGUGCUUAAUGUUAUAGUGAGGCAGGACUGUUAGCUUUACCUGGACUUGUGAAGGUGGUUCAUGGAUUUGAUGCUGUAACACCUAACAGAAAUUACCUGAGCAGACGCCAGCCAUUGGUAAAAUGUUUGUUACUGGUUUCAUGGGGCCACUUAGUCAUGGGAUUCUUCAUUGUUCUGGCAAGAUGAAUUCUCUUUUGCAAGUACUACUGUAAUAAUAGAUAAUGUUUGAUAUUAAUUAAUAAAUUCUGCUUAGUAGCUGUGCACUAUUAAAUUCCAGGAAUUUCAAUGCAUAAUGUUCAUUGAUUUAAGAAACAGGAUGGGUGGGAGGGGGUGGGGUGGAGGCAUAGAGGGAGUGACUUUUUUCCCAAAAAUCGUAAAAUGCACAUAUCCCAUCAUGCUGUAUGACUCAACAGUGCCAGACAGCCAAGGUUAUCCUGCUUUAGGUAUUCUGAUAACUCUUUUAAGGGAGACUCCUGAGUAUUAGGUGUAUUUCACGGUCAUAUUCACCAUUUCAGUAAAAAAAAUAAAAUAAAAUAUUUCAGGAUGGGCUUUAUAAUUACCAAGUUAUUUAAUAAUUUCUGGUUAUGGCACAACUUUGUGGCUUCACUGACAACAGGUGAACAGGUCCACCUUAAGAUCAUUUAGGUAAUUCAUAAUAAACAGAAGGAUUGUAAUAGUCUUAUACAUUGAGGUAAUUGUGGUCAUGAUGUGUUGUCAAUAAUAUCAGAGUCUGAACCAUUAAAGGUGAUCUUACUUAUGUUGUAUCGUGGAUGAUUUGAUAUAUUAGAGGAUUUUAAUGUGUAAAUAUUGCAUAAAUGUUGCACGAUGCCUUUGCUAAUUGGUCCAGUUCUAUGUAUAUCACUGUAAUAUUUUUAUUAAGAAGUAAAUAAAUGUAUAUAUUUUUGUAUGAAGUCAUUGGACAGUAGGUAGAGGCUCUUUAUUUUUUUCUCUUAGGGUAUUUCUCCCCUUCAGUCUUGACAGAAACACAUUCUUUAUGUGUCGUCAAAUUUUAAACAUCAAAUAUUAAUUAAUCUUUCAGUACAUUUCUCAACCGUUGUAUUAGUUGGAGAACAAUUUUCUUGGACCAUGUUAUCUUGCAGUGUUUAGUGACAAUAUAGGCAAAAUUUGUCUGGGAAUGUCACAAAACUACACAGUACAGUACUUGAAAUUUGGCUGAAGAAACAGGUUGACUUCUAGUGCAAUAACUAGGUAGCGGUCACGGCUCGCCUCACCUCACGCUGCCUUAAAUUCCAGUGUGAGGUGUUGGUGGCUGGAGCUGUGACCAUCGCCUAAUGUACAGGGUCUCAAAAAUUUUUAAAUACAUCUCUUUGGUUUACAGGGCAAUUAUGUCAUGUGAAUGCUUGCUUGUACAGGUAUUACCACAGCAACAUUGUCCUCACAUGUAGGAGACCUCAGACAUCAACAAGUGAGGACACUGUAGCUGUUGUAAUACGAGCAUUCAUACGAUCACCACUGAAAUCUAUAAGACAGUGUAUAUACAUUUUUUCUGAGGCACCUUGUAUAGUAAAGGCAGACGAUACUUGACCCCUUGUGCAUACCUGCUGUACUGUACAUAGAAGACAUAAUGCACUAAGAGGUGUACUUUAUUUUGACAGACCUCUAUUGAACAAUGAUGAAACAUUGUAGUUAAUUGAUACAGUAAUUGUUUGAGGUCUUGAAAAUUUUUAAUGUAAUUUUUAAAGUUUUAGAAGAAAAUUGUUUUAUGUGUAAAUCUGAUAUUUUGUAUAUGAAUAAAUAAAAUAUGAUAAUAAAGAUUAAAGGCCAGUUAUUAGUUAUUUAUUUAUAUAUGUAAGAGUGAAUGUUUUGGUAGCUAUAAAUAUUCAUAGUUAUUACCACCAAAAUACCAGAUAUUAUACUGUACUUUAUCACAAUAGACAUUACUGAUAAAGAAUAACAGCCUGAAAAAAAUCAUUAAAAACAUUCAUCAAAAUUAUAGAACACAAGAUGCUGCAUAAAUAUUACAGUAGAAAUAAAGAGAAGCAAUACAAGUGAGGUAACACAUAGGGUGGAGUAUUAUCACAACGUUGUGUCUUUUCUCUUUUCAUUUUACUUCUCAGGACGUUGUAUGUUCUUAUAUAUAAAUAUAUAUAUUUUAUGUGUGUAUAUGUACUACCUACAGUAUGCUCUGUUCACCAUAAUUACAUUACCAUGUACUGUACUUAUGUAAUAAUAAAUGUAAUAGUUUG